UCAAAAGUGCCGCUUGCUUGAUUGUGAAGUAGGUUAUGCGUAGUUUUCAACACAAAUUUUUAUUUUUGAGUAGAGCAGGAAGUUAUUUGACGUCAAAAAGGUGACAGCAAAUCUGGACAACGAGGAGGAUAUCAUGAUUGCCGCAUCUGAACCGCAGGAGUUUGUGCCUUUCGGACGGCAUCAUCUACAGAGACAUCCGGGAGAUGUAGUAGUCGAAGCUAUUAACCGGCAGCACCAUCCAGACUCCUCUCUGCUUCAUCGUCUGAGCCAGGUUGCAAUAUCAGAGGAUACCAAGAAUCGUGAAAACUGGCGCAUAAGGGCAAGCUUAGAUGAUGAUCAGCAGUGUGAAGAGGAGCUGUAUAUGAAUGGUAAAAUAGCUGUGUGGAGCCAGGGGUCGAUGUCAAGUCAUAGAAAUCCAAACAGCAGUAAAGUGAUAAAAAGUAGUUACACAAGUGAAACACCAUUGCAAGCUGCCAUCUGGUGUACAUUCCAUGUUUCUUCUUCUGAUAAACCUAUCCUUAGCUGGACAGCUGGAAGGGCCCCAACAGAAGAACCAGAAGGGGCACCUACACCUGCUGUUUGCUUAAUAGAUGCUGAAAACAUCAAAGUUUAUACUCAAGAUGGCGAAGAUUAUGUUUCAUCUCUUCAGUUUGAGGUGUCUGCAGCAUGGCCGUGCAAGUACGGCCUCCUACUUGAACGAGCAACAAAUGUUUCAACACCUCAUUUUGAUUAUGAAUUUGAUGAAAAUCCACCUACAAUUUUUUCAUUAUCACACCCUUUAGAUGAUGUUACCCCGGUAGUAUCAAAACAUGUGACACUCUCAAAUAUAUGUGAUCCCUGCCAGAAAAUUGUAUUUGUCAGUGAGGAACCAUCUGUAUGUAUGACAUAUGACUCAAAUUGUGGACUUCACAGUGUGUGGAAAAUAAGAAAGGUGCAAUCAGAGGAAUGUCGCUUCUUCUAUCCUGAUCAGUCAAAUACUACACUGAACCACUCGAGUGUGUCCACAUUUAUGGGAAAUGCAAGUGUUAUAUCCAAUAGCAACCGUCUCUCUAUGGGAGCCACACGUAUUUCGGCUCCUGUUACUACUGCUGCUUCUCUUAGUGUGGCAAAUGUCACUGCUGGCCUGGGAUCUGUCUCAGGAAUUGCGUCUUGUCGAGGCAGUCCAGUGCUGCCGUCCUCUGCUCGAACGUCUGCAAGCUCCUUCAGCCCUCUUGGGAACCGUGCAGCAUCUCCAGACUCAAGACUGACAGUCAGUCAGGCUACUGACUACCAUGUUGUACCGAAACCAUUGUAUCCAGAACUUUGCAUUGAACAUGUUUGGACAGAAAAAUCAAGGGAAGGAAUAGCGUGUGCUGCAUCACACGCAUUUCUUGUGACGGAUAUGGUUGGGCAGAUGUAUUUAUGUUACAUGCUACCAGCUCGAAAGCAUCUGAUGUGCAUGCGUCUUGAAUUGACCCAUGAACAGCAGCUCAUCUUUGGGGUUGCUUGUGCGAUUCAAGCUAAAGAUGCUGCCCCUCUUCCGAAGAUAAACAUGAUAGCAACAAUAGAUUUGUCAGGUGGUGUUGUGCUGUAUACUGGUUUGAACAUGGUUGCCAAAGUACAUAUUGGAGGAAUUCCAUCGGCAUUAACCACAUCAUCUUAUUUGUCUUCACACUUAAGUCCUUUUCCGAGACGAAGCAGUGCCAUUUGGUCACCUAGUGGAUCUGACUCUCUUCUGGACACGCCAAAGUUUGAAGAAGCAGUGCGCCAGUUAUCCCCCGUAGCACCACCACCAGCUCCGCCUGUUUCUCCAAAUGAAAAAGUACCAUUUAGUUCUUCAUACUUGGAAGGAAGUCCACAGGCUGGUGGCCAGCUUGUGCAUAUCCGUGAUCCAGUUGCUAACAGAAUUACAUUGGAAUAUGCUGAUGGGUCUCUGUUCCGUAUGGCUCUCCCUGAACUUUGUACCUCACCAUUAGUUAUGAACUGCUUGAAAGUGUUGAAGAAUGUUCUUCAGAAGGAUGCAGCAAUGCAGCUACUGGUUCGCUGGUAUGCUUCAAGAAAUGCUCCUGGUUCACAAGACAUAGCACCACAACAAGAAUGGCAACUCUUUUUGGGUGUCCUUUUAGAUAUGAUAGGCUACGAUGUUGAGCAAGUGCCUGUGAUGCGAGCUCAACGUGAUGGACCCGAUUCAACGGGGUCCGACGGGUUUCAUCACCUACAACAGCAUGCUAAAAAACGUCGAAGCUCAGACAUGGGUUCUUCAGAGGAUUGGGAGUAUCUGUUGCGUUCAGAUCAUCAUCGGACUCUUGCUGCCAGCGUCACAACAAUGCUUGGUUUACACCCACCUCCACCACCAAGUUCUGAGAAAUCACAUGAGAGUGCCACCCCAACAAAUUCAUCUGCAUCACUUUUCUUAUCGUUGCCUUUGUUGCAUUAUGCGCUACAUCUGCUUUAUGAGGACUUGAAGCUGAACAUGCUGAUGUCAGAAGUAUUACCAUCAUUAGCUCAACUUUUGUACCAGCUUUCAAGUGACUUGAAACUGCCAGCAUAUGUUGAUCAUUACUGGAAGGAUUAUCCAACACUCUGCCCUGCCAAAGUACUGAAGGAAAGCUAUAUAUUGGACUCAGAUUUGUCGAAACUUCAGUUUCCACAUUUCAUACCACAGAUGCCUCCAGAUGUUUUUCAUCAUAUAUAUAACAUGAUUAUGGGAAGACCGACUGAGCCAUUUCCUUACAUAAGACAAGUUAACAGGAGAACAAAAGACAUUGUUCAGUUAGUUGCUGUAAUUACCCAGGGUGCAGAGAAUCCAAACUUGCAGCUGGAACAUUUUAUACAGCCUGUGGUACCAGCAGGAAUCAGAGGAGAAACACAAGAAGUUCUUUCAGCAAGGGAUGCUGGACGCAGUGCUUCAUAUCCGUUUCCACAUAGGGCAGUUCUUCUAAUGGUGGAAAUGGAUAUCACUGCAGGAGACUUGCAACAGAUGCCUGUUGGUGUUGCAAUGCUGUUAAGUGAAGUUAUUUAUCUGAGCCGACAGAAUCCACCUUCAGAUUGGCCCGAGACAGCUUAUAGACUUAUAGCACGCCAAGACUUGGUUGCCCAGUGUUCGCCAAAUAGCAUGGUUGACAUUGGACACUCAAGGCGCACAUCUACUGCGUCUGCACAUGGUUCACUUCGUGUCCCACCAUUGGACCUCGAUACUGAUGAUGGCAUGGAAAUGUCGGACACUGAGCAGACACUGAAACUACGAUUCAGCAAAGAUCACAGGGUAGCAGAAGUAAGGCGACUGCUGCAAUCAUCACAGCCAGUUAGAAUCGCCAUACCACAGCAGCCAGAAGUGUCAGACCAUGAGUACAUAGAAGAGCAAGAGAAACAUCUUUAUGCCCUGUGUACUCGUACAAUGGCUUUACCUGUUGGAAGGGGAAUGUUCACAUUAAGAACUGCAGCUCCUAUCAUAACAGAAACGCUUAGCAUACCUCGACUCUGUCUGACAGGACGAGCAGCACCUCGUGGGACAACAGUCGAUUUGUCACACAUUGAUGUUGUUCCCAAUAUGAACAUGUGGCCUCUCUUCCACAAUGGAGUUGCUGCAGGCCUCCGAAUAGCACCAAAUGCAUCAGACAUUGAAUCUGCGUGGAUUGUGUUCAACAAACCAAAGGGCACAAGUGAAGCAUAUACAGAACAUGCAGGGUUUCUGAUGGCCCUUGGACUUAAUGGGAAUCUUAUGAGCUUGGCAAGACUCAACAUGUAUGAAUACCUUGUAAAGUGCCACGAACUGACAAGUGUUGGUCUACUUCUUGGUGUUGCUGCAACAAAGAGAGGCACUAUGGAUGUUGCGACAACAAAGAUGAUGAGUGUCCAUAUGGAAGCACUACUGCCGCCAACAUCAAUUGAAUUAGAUAUUCAGCAAAAUAUUCAAGUAGCAGCGCUGCUUGGAAUAGGUCUACUGUAUGAAGGCACAGCACACCGUCGCAUGGCUGAGGUUCUACUUUCAGAAAUAGGACGACCACCUGGUCCAGAAAUGGAGAAUAGUGAUGAUCGCGAGUCCUACUCUUUGGCAGCUGGCUUGGCUUUGGGGCUUGUUGUACUGUGCCAGGGGCAAGAACUAGAUGGCCUCAAUGACCUUGCUAUACCAGACAGACUACACCAUUAUAUGGUGGGUGGACAUCGCCGGCCCCUUACAGGCUCCCAAAAAGAAAAGUAUAAAUCUCCAAGCUACCAGAUUCGUGAAGGUGAUGCUGUUAACAUUGAUGUCACAAGUCCAGGUGCCACCUUAGCUUUGGGAAUGAUGUUUUUCAACACUGGAAACAGGGCAGUAGCAGAUUGGAUGAAAGCUCCAGAUACACAGUACCUCCUUGAUUUUGUGCGCCCAGAUUUCCUAUUACUUAGGAUUGUGUCUCGGUCACUUAUAUUGUGGGAUUCAAUACUACCUACUGUAGAAUGGGUGGAAUCAAAUGUUCCUGAGAGUAUUCGUCCAUAUUGUUUAGUAAAACCACCAAGAAUUCCACCUCAGAAUAUUGAUUAUGAAACAAUGAAUCAAGCAUACUGCAACAUUGUUGCUGGAGGUUGCAUGGCAGUUGGUUUACGAUUUGCUGGUUCUGCAAAUAAUGAAGCCUUUAAAACAUUACUUCAUUAUGCAAAGAUGUUCACAAACUUGUCUGGAAAAUCUAUUGCAGAACUGGCUGGCAAGUCUACUAUAGAAACCUGUCUGAAUGUGAUGCUGUUGUCACUGGCAAUGGUGAUGGCAGGAACUGGAGACUUGGAUGUGUUGAGACUUGUAAGACAUUUACGCUCACGUGUUGGUCCAGCAAACAGUGUCGUAACUUAUGGAUCACACCUUGCGACACAUAUGGCCCUUGGUCUAUUGUUUUUGGGUGGUGGUAGAUACACUCUCAGCACUUCACCUUCAGCUGUUGCUGCAAUGUUAUGUGCCUUCUUCCCUAAGUUUCCAACACACAGCAAUGAUAACAGGUACCAUUUACAAGCAUUUCGUCAUUUAUAUGUACUGGCUGUAGAACCACGGUUGCUGAUGCCUCGAGAUAUUGACCAAGGCACCUUGUGCUAUGCACAUGUGAAUGUUGUUUACCUGGACACCAUCCACUACCAAGGGCAAAGUGUUCGAUUAAGAGCACCAUGCAUGUUACCAGAACUAAGUUUAUUGAAAGAGGUCCGAGUGGAAGAUGAUCGCUAUUGGUCUGUGACUUUUCAUAGGGACAAGAACUGGGAUAAUUUAAGAAAGAUACUGCAGGGGUCUGGUGUGCUAAAUGUCAAGCAACGAGCUGGAUGUUUGUCCUACUUGGAAGACCCACAAGGAUUUCGUAGUCUUUUAGCACAGACUCUAACGACGGAUACAGCUGUCUCCUGGUCUGUGAGGGCUGACUCAGUGAAUGCUUUCUCAUCAGACCCAAAUGUGGCUAAAUUUGCACAGUGUUUCUUGGAAAAUGAAGAACUUGAAACAAGCAUGUGUGAGAGACAAAUUAUACAGCUCCUGGCAACUGUUGUAUAUGAAUGUGUAACUCAGGACAAGCUGAGUAUUUUACCAAUGUGGCUCACAAUUAUUAAGACUGUUCAGAGUAUGGCAACAGAACCAAAUCAUUUGUUGAUGUGGCAACUGAAACUUGUAACAGCACAAGGAAUCAGUCGUGCAAGUUGGCGCCAGGGGCAGUGUGUGCUGCCACUAGUUUCGUCGGACAUGGCCUUGUCUGUAAUUCAGAGAGUUUUACAGAUACUGGAUUCGUGGGAAACAGAUCUUUCACUGCCUCUAAAAGCUUAUCUGAAAGGUGAGCUGUGCUGCAGAACUGAAACAGCCCUACGAUUGACUAUGUAUCUCACUUAUCAUGAAAUACCUUAUUAUGGAAAGUUUGAGGCACUCGAAGCAGCAAAUGUAGCUGAUCCAUUAAGCAUGAAUCUGAAACUUCAGCAGUACCGCAUACCACCAAGAACUCUGCAAAUGAUUUCGUCAAUCUUUGCAACAGAAAAUAUGCUACUUUAAGGAAGGUCUUGCCAGUUGUGAUUUCUGAUAGUUUUGUUGGAAAAGUCACAGACACCAGAGAAAGGUGGCGAAGAAAUUUGUGUACCGUACAAAGCUGUGAUACUUCACAUAAUUUUUAAUUGGAGCGUUGCACUGUAAAUGUUGUUCGUUGUUGUGUAUUAAAUGCUGUACAAGACUGUUUUCCACUGAAUUCAUGGUUUUACAUGCAAUUUAAAGUGGAAUUUGUAACUAUGAA
Molecule: messenger RNA, 6203 nt
Organism: Schistocerca piceifrons (Central American locust)
Lineage: Eukaryota; Metazoa; Arthropoda; Insecta; Orthoptera; Acrididae
Gene: shtd
Product: anaphase-promoting complex subunit 1
Exons: 35
Coding region: 134-5968 (1944 amino acids)
Biological process (GO): metaphase/anaphase transition of mitotic cell cycle; protein K11-linked ubiquitination; anaphase-promoting complex-dependent catabolic process
Cellular component (GO): anaphase-promoting complex
Molecular function (GO): molecular adaptor activity
Source: RefSeq, a predicted model, not a curated record